Dendrobium catenatum is the source of this 1981-nucleotide messenger RNA. RefSeq names its product protein trichome birefringence-like 14. Gene Ontology annotation, molecular function: O-acetyltransferase activity. The coding region runs from base 496 to 1893 and encodes 465 amino acids. Gene Ontology annotation, cellular component: Golgi apparatus. The record is from RefSeq and is a predicted model, not a curated record. NCBI's taxonomy places the organism in Eukaryota, Viridiplantae, Streptophyta, Magnoliopsida, Asparagales, Orchidaceae. The transcript is spliced from 6 exons.
AGGCGCUUUAAAAAUGUUCUCUCUGGAUUAGCAGAGAUAAAAGAGAAUUGUUGUCGGCGCGCGUUUUCUUGCCUAUCGGUCAUCCCUACAAGCCUCGUUGCGGCGUUGCGGCGUUGCGGCUUCUCAGCUCCUUCGUCUUGAUCUCCCGUCUUCGUUUCCUUUUGCGCUGUCAGUUAUAGAGUGGAGGCAGCGGUUUCAGGUUUGCAUAGUUCAGACUCGAGCAAGAUCACACAAUUCGGCGCAAACCUUCUACUUAUUGGUGGUAAGGCAGAAGACAAUGUUGUUUGUUUGAAUAUCAAAUAGCAAUUCCAGUUCACAGUAAAAUGCUCGGCAAAGCAAGAUCUACUUUGUGGUGCAAGCGCAGACACCAAAACACGGUGAGGCAACAACAGAAGUUUUUCUUGAUGACAUUAGACGAUAUUGCAUUCGGAUGAAUUGGAUCACCAAUAAGAUGUAGCUUAUUGAUAAUGUUUACAUAAUCUCAUUUUGUCACAUAUGGCGAUUAAAGGAAGUUUCAGAGGACUUAGGGGUAAAAAACAUUCCCUUGCCAUUGCUGCAAUCUGCUCAGCACUUAUUAUCUGGACAUGGGAAAAAGCUACUCUUCUCACCACUCUCCUUCCGCCACCUAAUUCAUUUGAGAUGGUUCCUUCUCCAGUGAUUCUUAGAAGUCCUGUGCACCACCUAAAACAUGAUGAAAGACGACAAUAUGUAGAGCAUGGUUAUACAGAUUCAAACAGCAUAGAUGUUACGCUGACUGAACGAAUAGAUCCUGCAGCUGUUAUUUCACCUGUUAGUUCGGAAAUAUCAAGUUCUUUGAUGACAACAAAGUUGGAUGAAAGUAUUGUAAAUAUGCCCAUGGAGAAGAAAGUUUGUAAAUAUGAGAAGGGUAAAUGGGUUGCAGACAACCGAAGGCCAUUAUAUUCUGGGCUUGGAUGCAAGCAGUGGUUAUCUGACAUGUGGGCAUGCAGAUUGAUGCAACGUGAAGAUUUUUCCUAUGAGAGAUAUAGAUGGCAGCCAUUAGAUUGUGAGAUGCCCGAGUUUGAAGGGUCUGCAUUCUUGAAAAGGAUGAGGGGCAAAACUAUUGCUUUGGUAGGAGAUUCCUUGGGAAGGCAGCAGUUCCAAUCCCUGAUUUGUAUGGUCACAGGAGGUAAUCAUUUUCCUGGAGUGAAAGAUGUGGGUAUAGAGUAUGGCCUUGUAAAAGCACCUGGUGCCGUGAGACCUGACGGUUGGGCUUACAGGUUCGCCGACACUGGCACAACCAUCCUGUACUAUUGGUCGGCCACACUUUGCGAGCUAGAGUCUCUGAAUCGAUCAGAUCCAUCUACGAGUUAUGCCAUGCAUCUCGAUCGUCCCGUGCCUUUUUUGAGAAAUUAUAUUCAUAGAUUUGAUGUUCUUGUUCUGAACACUGGACACCAUUGGAAUAGGGGAAAGAUCAAAGCAAACAAAUGGGAAAUGUUUGUCGGAGGAAAGCCCAUUGCUGAUCGAAAGCUUGCAGAUAUAGGAAAUGCAAAGAAUCUUACCAUCCAUAGCAUAGUUAAAUGGAUUGAUUUCCAGAUUUCUCAGAAUCCCCAGCUGAAGGCCUUCUUCAUGACUAUAUCUCCAAGGCAUUUCUUUAACGGGGAUUGGAAUACUGGAGGGAGCUGUAACAACACUAAACCUUUGUCAAAUGGAAGUGAGGUUUUACAAGAUGGCUCUCUUGAUACAGUUGUUGAGAGUGCUGUGAAGGGUUCAAAGGUGAAGCUUUUGGACAUAACUGCUCUUUCUAAAUUGAGGGACGAGGCGCACAUAUCCAGGGGUAGUCUUACGGCUGCAAAGGGUGUCCAGGAUUGCUUGCAUUGGUGCCUUCCAGGAAUUCCUGACACCUGGAAUGAAAUCCUUUGUGCACAACUGUAGUCAUUUUGGAGGUAGAGAAAUGCUUCUUCAACCACUCAAAUCAGUAUAUAUUUUAACACCACCUCACUAAAGAAAACUCUUAAAAACA